GAUUGUAGGAAACAGCCUCGUUUUCGUCCGAUAGGACAACACCUAGUAAAAAAAUCGACUCAGCGACGGGAGAAGUGGGGUUUGGCUUAACAGCUCAACCCACAGAAUGGGCUAUUUGUAACAUUGUAACACUCCAGUGUUGCUAUUUUCACAACAAAACAACGCGGAAAUUCUACAACGAUUGUUCUACUGAGAAUCAACAGCUAUGUCGGCAACACUGUCGCGCGGCUCGCUCCAACCCGGCCAGCAAAAGCUGGCGGAGAAAUUGACCAUUCUGAACGACAGGGGAAUCGGGAUGCUCACUCGCAUCUAUAAUAUCAAGAAGCAAGGACAAGUUUGGAAGGCAUGUGGUGACCCCAAAGCCAAACCAUCCUAUCUAAUAGACAAGAACCUGGAGUCUGCUGUUAAGUUCAUUGUCAGAAAAUUCCCAGCGGUUGAAACACGCAACAACAACCAACAGCUUGCACAACUACAAAAAGAGAAGUCUGAAAUCCUUAAGAAUUUAGCAUUGUAUUACUUCACAUUCGUAGAUGUGAUGGAAUUUAAGGAUCAUGUCUGUGAGCUGCUGAAUACUAUCGAUGCUUGUCAAGUCUUCUUUGAUAUUACCGUGAACUUUGAUCUGACAAAGAACUAUCUUGACUUAGUAGUGACUUACACUAACCUAAUGAUGCUACUGUCUCGGAUUGAAGAGAGGAAAGCUAUUAUUGGACUUUACAAUUACGCCCAUGAAAUGACACAUGGAUCAAGUGAUAGAGAGUACCCUAGGUUGGGACAGAUGAUUGUUGACUACGAGAACCCCCUGAAAAAGAUGAUGGAGGAGUUUGUUCCUCAUGGGAAGUCGUUGUCAGACGCCCUGCUCUCCCUGCAAAUGGUUUACCCCAGGAGAAACCUGUCUGCCGACCAAUGGAGAAACGCACAGCUACUCAGUCUCAUCAGUGCCCCCAGCACCAUGCUCAACCCAGCUCAGUCAGACACUAUGCCCUGUGAAUACUUGUCCCUGGACACCAUGGAGAAGUGGAUAGUAUUUGGCUUUAUCCUGUGUCAUGGGGUGUUGAACAGUGACCAGUCAGCUCUGAGUCUGUGGAAGCUGGCCCUUCAGAGCAGCACCUGCCUCUGUCUCUUCAGAGAUGAGGUUUUUCACAUCCACAAGGCUGCUGAGGACCUCUUCAUCAACAUCCGUGGCUACAACAAGCGUGUGAAUGACAUCAAAGAGUGCAAAGAACAAGCUCUUUCACAUGCUGGACUGAUGCACAGAGAGAGACGCAAGUUCCUGAGAUCUGCCCUGAAGGAGCUGGCCACUGUCCUAUCUGACCAGCCUGGAUUACUGGGCCCUAAGGCCCUGUUUGUGUUCAUGGCUCUGUCGUUCGCUCGGGACGAGAUAAUUUGGCUGCUCCGACAUGCAGACAACAUCCAGAAGAAGAGCACAGAUGAUUUCAUUGACAAGCACAUUGCAGAGCUGAUUUUCUACAUGGAGGAGCUGAGGGCCCAUGUGAGGAAGUACGGUCCUGUCAUGCAAAGGUACUAUGUCCAGUACCUGUCUGGCUUCGACGCUGUGGUGCUCAACGAGCUUGUACAGAACCUUUCGGUCUGUCCUGAGGAUGAAUCCAUCAUCAUGUCCUCCUUCGUCAACACCAUGACAUCCCUCAGCGUCAAACAAGGUGUUACAGUGGAAGAUGGGGACGUGUUUGAUUUCAGGGGCAUGAGGCUGGACUGGUUCAGAUUGCAGGCCUAUACCAGUGUGUCCAAGGCUUCUCUGGGAAUCGCAGACCACCGUGAGCUGGGCAAAAUGAUGAAUACCAUUAUAUUCCAUACCAAGAUGGUGGAUUCUCUGGUGGAGAUGCUGGUGGAGACCUCAGACCUUUCCAUAUUUUGCUUUUACAGUCGUGCAUUUGAGAAGAUGUUCCAGCAGUGUUUGGAGCUGCCCUCCCAGUCCCGUCACUCUAUUUCCUUCCCUCUGCUUUGUACUCACUUUAUGAGCUGCACCCACGAACUCUGUCCCGAGGAGAGGCACCACAUAGGUGACCGUAGCCUGUCCCUGUGCAAUAUGUUUUUGGAUGAGAUGGCCAAACAGGCCCGCAACCUGAUCACAGACAUCUGCACCGAGCAAUGCACGCUGAGUGACCAGCUGCUGCCAAAACAUUGCGCCAAAACCAUCAGUCAGGCGGUGAACAAGAAGUCAAAGAAGCAGACGGGGAAAAAGGGAGAGCCUGAGAGAGAGAAGCCUGGAGUGGAGAGCAUGAGGAAGAACAGGCUACUGGUCACCAACCUGGAUAAGCUUCACACGGCGCUGUCCGAGCUGUGUUUCUCCAUCAACUACGUACCCAACAUGGUGAUAUGGGAACACACGUUCACUCCCAGGGAAUACCUCACCUCGCACUUGGAGAUACGCUUCACCAAGUCUAUUGUGGGGAUGACCAUGUAUAACCAGGCGACCCAGGAGAUUGCCAAGCCAUCUGAGCUGCUGACCAGCGUCAGGGCAUACAUGACCGUGCUGCAGAGCAUUGAGAACUACGUCCAGAUAGACAUCACCCGGGUGUUCAACAAUGUGCUGCUGCAGCAGACCCAGCAUCUGGACAGUCACGGAGAACCAACAAUCACCAGCCUUUACACCAACUGGUAUCUGGAGACUUUACUGCGCCAAGUGAGCAAUGGACACAUAGCUUACUUCCCAGCCAUGAAGGCUUUUGUCAACUUGCCUACAGAGAAUGAGCUCACCUUCAACGCAGAAGAAUACUCUGAUAUUUCAGAAAUGCGUUCCCUGUCAGAGCUGCUGGGGCCAUACGGCAUGAAGUUUCUCAGUGAAAGCCUCAUGUGGCACAUCUCAUCCCAGGUGGCUGAGCUCAAGAAACUGGUGGUGGACAACGUUGAGGUUCUGACUCAGAUGAGGACUAGCUUCGACAAGCCUGAGCAGAUGGCGGCUCUGUUCAAGAAGCUCUCAUCAGUCGACAGCGUUCUGAAGCGGAUGACCAUCAUCGGAGUCAUUCUCUCAUUCCGAUCUUUGGCUCAGGAGGCCCUCCGAGAUGUGUUGUCGUGCCACAUCCCGUUCCUGGUGAGCUCGGUAGAGGACUUCAAGGAUCACAUUCCCAGAGAGACAGACAUGAAGGUGGCCAUGAAUGUGUAUGAGCUGUCAUCUGCAGCAGGCCUGCCAUGUGAGAUAGACCCUGCCUUAGUGGUGGCACUCUCCUCUCAGAAAUCAGAGAACAUCAGUCCUGAGGAAGAGUACAAGAUAGCAUGUCUACUGAUGGUCUUUGUAGCGGUCUCAAUGCCCACCUUGGCAAGCAAUGUCAUGUCACAGUACAGCCCUGCUAUUGAAGGUCACUGCAACAAUAUCCACUGUCUGGCCAAAGCUGUUAACCAGAUUGCUGCAGCUUUAUUCACCAUACACAAGGGCAGCAUUGAGGACCGUCUCAAAGAGUUCCUUGCACUUGCCUCCUCUAGUUUGUUGAAGAUUGGCCAGGAGACUGACAAAAUCACAACAAGGAACAGAGAGUCCGUUUACUUGCUUUUGGACAUGAUUGUGCAAGAGUCUCCAUUCCUGACCAUGGACCUCCUGGAGUCCUGCUUCCCCUACGUGCUGCUCCGUAAUGCAUACCACGCUGUCUACAAGCAGAGCGUGUCUUCCUCCACCUGAGAGCCCUGACAGAAGAAGGGGAGCCAGAGAGCGUCCUCACCUGUAGCCCAGCCACAGCAUGCAGAGCCAAGAACACACACAGUCAGGUAUCAAACCACUCAGAGGAGGAGUGCUGAUUCUGAAAUGAAAUGGACAGGGAGUGACCUGGUCCUAUUGAUCAGCCCUCCUACUCAGAGAUGCUUGAUGCAUACAAGCCAGCCAUGGGGCCCUAUACUGACAAUAUAAAUAUAUGGCUGUGGACAACAUGAGUCUUCUGACCACUGUGGGUGUGCCGUGUUUCAACUUACAGUCUUAAAGAAAACAAAAAAAAAUAUACACAAUAUUAUUGGUUUAGUGGGAUCAGGGUUUUUCUUUUCAUACAGUUUUAAAAUUACUCAUUUGUUUACCUGCAUUUAUCUGAUAUAAGCUUUGUUGAAAAUGAUCAAUGACACUACACUACACUACUACUUAAUUUCAUUUUUUGAAUACUGUGUUACAAUCUUUUACUUUCUAAAUAUGGAAUGGGUUAAAAAUGAAACACUAAAUUUGCUAUUAUGGGUUACGGGGAAUUCAUUAUAGUAAGUAUCGCCAUGUGCAAAACAAAUAGCAGAUUUUUUUGAGAAGUGAUGAAACAUUUAUUCUAUUCACCACUGUCUGUCGGAUAUUACAGUAUGCGUAUCUUUGUGAAUUUAUGUUAUUACAUUUUUGUGUUCCUUUGAGAUAUUUGCCAAACUGUUGAGAAACCAUAGCGUCUUAUUAUUUGGAACUAAGCUGAAAUGUUGGUAUUUAACCUGAAUAUUAUGAAAAGUAAUGACAGAUGGUUGAUAUUUGUACAAAGCAUAGAAUAAUUUUUUAACUAAAUGCCUCAUUGGCAUAACCACUCCAUAGUACCUGUCUGUAUGGUAUAUAAUAAACAUUCUUUCAUAUUUAUUGAAUGUUUAUAAAUUGUUCUCCUUUUACCACUUUUAUAUGUUUUCAAUGUUUCAAUGAACUGUGUAUCCUCCAUAACGUGAUAAAUAAAUCUUAGGCUAUAUCCACUUA
Molecule: messenger RNA, 4651 nt
Organism: Esox lucius (northern pike)
Lineage: Eukaryota; Metazoa; Chordata; Actinopteri; Esociformes; Esocidae
Gene: nckap1
Product: NCK-associated protein 1
Exons: 32
Coding region: 206-3631 (1141 amino acids)
Biological process (GO): cell migration; neuron projection morphogenesis; cell projection assembly
Cellular component (GO): SCAR complex
Source: RefSeq, a predicted model, not a curated record